Molecule: messenger RNA, 924 nt
Organism: Homalodisca vitripennis (glassy-winged sharpshooter)
Lineage: Eukaryota; Metazoa; Arthropoda; Insecta; Hemiptera; Cicadellidae
Exons: 1
Coding region: 1-924 (307 amino acids)
Source: RefSeq, a predicted model, not a curated record
AUGGCUGUUUGUGACGUGUGUGUGAAACCUGUGAAAUCUAACCAAGUUAAGUUGCAGUGCAGUGACUGCAAAAAGGAGUUCCAUGCGCAGUGUUACAACUAUAGUAGGGCUGACGUAGAAUGUCUAAAUGCAGAGGGUUUGCCAUGGAGGUGUAAGCCUUGUAGUGCAGUAAGAAGGAAAAGUCUUCGUUUUGAUGCUGAAGUUACUGAGGGGUCGCUCACUUUGGAGGAUGUAAUGCAGAAAAUCAUAGAAAUCGCUGAUAACCAGAAAAAGCAAGAGGCGGACUUUAAUAAGGCCUACGAACACAUGAAUGAAAAAUUGGAAGAAAAUACGAGGUCAGUGAUUGAGCAUAAGGAGUCCAUUGAUAAAUGUUUGAAGAUAGUAGAUGAAAUAAUAGCAGAAAACAAUAGAUUAACACGUAAAGUUUCUGAGCUUGAGCGUAAGAUCGAAGACAUGGAGCAAUACUCGAGGCUGAACGCGGUCGAAAUCCAUGGAGUUCCUGAGAGCAAGAAUGAGGAUGUUGUGCAAGUGAUCAAGGAUGUCGGGAAAGGUUUGGAUAUGGAUAUAACUGACUCGAUGAUAGAUGCCUGUCAUCGACUGGGGAGACGAUCUGAACCUGGAAGUCCACCACCUGGUAUAAUAGUGAAGUUUGUUAGACGUCUAGACAAGGAGGAACUUCUGAAGAAACGUCGUGUGAAAUCCAACUUAUCGACCAGACACAUGAAUUUGACAAUGGAUCAGCCUGUGUACCUGAACGAGUCCCUUUCACCUACAAAGCGGAGACUGUUCGCGGAGGCGAGGAAGGCAAAGAAGGACAAAGGAUACAGGUUCCUGUGGGUCCGCAACGGGAAGAUCCUCAUGCGCAAAGAAGAGAAGAGUCCAGUGAUUCAGGUGACCUGUCAGGCUGACAUAGCUAACCUGUAG